Messenger RNA from Neoarthrinium moseri, 1125 nucleotides. RefSeq lists its product as uncharacterized. The coding region runs from base 1 to 1125 and encodes 374 amino acids. The record is from RefSeq and is a predicted model, not a curated record. The transcript has a single exon. Lineage: Eukaryota; Fungi; Ascomycota; Sordariomycetes; Amphisphaeriales; Apiosporaceae.
AUGGUCAAAUUCGAAGUCGAGGAUCCGAUAUUUCGGAAGGAAGAACUCCUAUGGAUGGAGGCACAACUGGCUGCUGGUGGCAAAACUUGUUCUUCGUUCCCAACGCCAGAUAGAGAUAACGAAACAUGGGAAAACGAGUUUCCCGACUCACGUCGGAAUGACUUAGGUCCAGAGGAGAUGGGGCGUGGGAAUAUGAUUACAAUCACUGGGGAGCGUCAGCAAGAACUAUACCGGAGGGCGGACCAACUCCAUCGAUACCACCCGGUCCGCUUUUCGCCGGUGAUGCAUCAAGGACCACCAGCAGCAUGGACGGAGCAGACUGUGAUUCGGAAAAUAGCAAAGUCGUGGGUCGAAAUGAGUAUUCAAAAGUUUGACAUAUCUUUCAUUGAUAACCUCUUUCUCGCAAAAAUCAAAGAACCCGUUGAGCAAGUGGUAUGCUUUGGGCUGGGACGCCUUGUGCCGUUACUCCAAUCGGGAGACAAGCUCUACGACGACGACCCGGAUAUUCAUAUGCAAAGCUGGGACAACACCGCCGUAGUUGCGUAUCUUGCGACGCACCUCCGCAAAGUCUGGGGCAGACGACCACGAGUUGUUUGCCAGGACCUACAGUAUACCAACGCGUGCAGAGAGGCACUUGCAGCAUACAAGAUUGAAGCAAUCGACUGCUUUGGCGCCACCACGUUCACUAUGAUUAAUGAAAAAUCUAUCGUGGUUGUGUUUGGUGAGCCUGCGGCUCCCGUGCGAGAGAUAGUUGCUGACCUUGCACGGCCGCUUGCGAUGUGGUGGCGCCCUCGAUGGACGCAUGAACAAGUGGAUGAUCCUGAACAUGAUCCAGAGACCUGGAACCCUGAUUCAAAACGCUCGCUUCAGAUGUUGGAUGAAUGGUAUGGGAAGGACAUCAGAUACAAAACCCGGAUAGACACGAAAUUCAUCGGACGCCACGUAUGGUGCUUUAGGGGCAAAGGACCGCGGAAGCCGGAAGACGAAGAGGAAUCGGAGGGUUGGUAUGAUGAAGAGGGUAACUUUUUCUAUGAAGGCCCUAAAGACGAUGAAGAAGAUGAAGACGAGGAUUCUGAUUCUGACAAAUGGGACUUGUUUAGCGACUAUAGUUCUGAUGAUAAUUAA